AUGGUUUAUAACCGGACUAGCUUGAGAUGGGCGCUGGCGGCUGCUGCUACUGUGCUCGCCGCGCCUGCGGCUGAUGACUUCAGCUCCCUUGAUGCGCGAGCCUGUACCACUCCAUCAAAUUCACUGAAGAAUCCUAGUUUUGAGUCGAAUGGGUUAAGUUCUUGGGUCUUCAAGCCCACGUACCCGAAGCUCGGCAGCGCGGCGGUUGUAAGCCCUGGCUACAAGAGCGACCAUGCUGUCCAGGUCUGGGCUACCUCCGGUGCAAAUGAUCCCACGAGCUACAACAAGCUGCAACAGACAUUCAAGAUCUGCAAGGCUUCGCGCUUCCAGCUGUCGUGGUCCAUGGCCCUCAAGGACGGAGCCACGUACACAGCGCCUCGUACUCCUGGAAUGUAUGUCGAGGUCAAGGCGCCAGAUGGGCUAUGGUACCAACUAGGCUCUUUCAGCUUCGGAUCCAAGACGUACAACAGCACCAUCUUUUCCCCGAACAUGAAGGGCACCCACAAGGUCAACGAAUGGGCGAAUUAUGUUGCGGACUUUCCGAAUUCGCAGACGGGCACAUGGACUGUGUCCAUGGAGUGGUAUGCCAUGACUCCUGUUACUGCCGGUAAGACUACGACACUGAAGCUGAAGCUUGACAACUUUGCUGUGAAGCCUAAGCCGACAUGA
Molecule: messenger RNA, 669 nt
Organism: Ilyonectria robusta
Lineage: Eukaryota; Fungi; Ascomycota; Sordariomycetes; Hypocreales; Nectriaceae
Exons: 3
Coding region: 1-669 (222 amino acids)
Source: RefSeq, a predicted model, not a curated record